ACUGGAUCAGCAGUCAGAACACUAUAAUCGGUGAUAAUGAUUUCCUUCAGGGUUCCCCUUGUGCUUUGCGCCCUUAUCUUUGGUCAGUCCCUGGCCAGCACUGUCCAGUCGUCCACCGAGUUGGAAGGCAAGGAAAUCGAUGCUCUCAUCAAGAUCGUAGAUUCUCUGGAAAAGCUUGGCGAUUUGGCAGUCGAAUAUACAAUCAAAAUUGUAGAGUACCUGGUCAAAAAUGUCCAUAAUCUUCCGAAAAUCAUCACAAACUAUGUCAGCAAGAUCCUCACAAUAGUGAAAAAUACCGCUGACGUUGUAUUGGACAAAGUAAAGUCAUAUGCAGGCAAGAAAGCCGGUGUGGUAAUCGACUGCGCAAAGGCCGCCGGUAAGACAGCCAUCGUAGACUAUUCCUCCAGCGUCAAAGAUGCUUCGAAGUGUGUCAACACCGAGGUUGAAAAAGUCCUUGUCAUCAUCCCCGACGUGGUGAAACAACUUGAUGUAAUUCUGAAGAAGGUCGAAGUUAUCACCGAAGGCCUGAAGAAAUGCAAUGGUGGACCCGCAAAGCAAGCCCUCUGUCUUUUAGCCAUCGUGAAGAAGUGCCAGUUUGCAGCUAAGCCAUUGCCCAAAAUCGUCACUGAUGCAUACCACAAAAUCAAGGAUGCAGUCAGUUCUUUGAUCUCCAGCAACAAGAAGUGUCUGGUUGGAGUUGUCGAAAAGACCAGGGACGAGGCUUUGGCCAGGCUCAACGCUUUUGGAACCUGUGUUCACAAAUGAAUAGAGAUAUGAAAGCUGUAAUUUGUUAUGGACUAAUGAUUGCGUGAAUAGACGUUUUAUAAAGAAAUA
Messenger RNA from Acanthoscelides obtectus, 834 nucleotides. The record is from the annotation of a GenBank genome assembly. Lineage: Eukaryota; Metazoa; Arthropoda; Insecta; Coleoptera; Chrysomelidae.